GCGGAGGGCGGAGGGCUGCGGGGAGGAGACUCCGGGGCGGGGGCUCCAGGGCGGGGGCGCGGGGCCGGGCGGAGGGCGGAGGCCGCGCCGCGCACGCCCAGCCCCACGGCCGCACCGCGCCUCGCGGGACAGGUUGGGCGGGCGGGGCGGCGCCCGGCUCCGGGGAAUAAUGAGUGUCUGUCAGGCCGUCCCCGGGUGACUGGGCGGGGCGGGGCGGAGGCGGCGCGGGAGGCGAGGGUGGCGGGGGAAGGGCGCAGGGCGGGGUGCGUGUUUGCGCUAGUGACUCGGCCGACCCCUCCGGCGGCUGCCUCCACCCAAGUGGGUGGGGACCCGCCCAGCCCGGGCGGCCGCGGCGGCUCCCUCUCCCCUCCCUGACCCUCCCACCCCGGGUCCCAGCCUCUACUUACCCCGCCAGCCCUGGGAGGCUCGCAGAGCGAGCGGCGCCGGUGUCAUGUGACUGCCCGGAGUUGGUGCCAGGAGCCAGAGGAGAGCCAGGAGCGGAGCCGCGCGGAGCCGGGGCCCGAGCUGGAGCGCAGCGCGAGCGCCCGCCGAGCCGAGCCGAGCCGCGCCCGCCGCACGCGCGCCCGUCCCCGUCCCCGUCCCCUGCGGCCGCCACCGCCAACGCCGCCGGGACUGGAGCGCUGACACCACUGCAUCCGCGGGUUUCCAGGCAGCCCGGAUCCGGGCCUUUAUUUCUCGCCUGCAGCGCUCAGCACCGCGCCUCGAAAACAAUAGAAGACUGAGCUAGGAGACAGAUCACCGAGUGACAUGAAAACGAGACGCCUUUCCAGGCCAAACACCAGAGCACCCUAGAAAGCGUAAUUGAAAGAAUGCUCAUGUUUGACCCAGUCCCUGUCAAGCAAGAGGCCAUGGAUCCUGUCUCGGUGUCAUACCCGUCCAAUUACAUGGAGUCGAUGAAGCCCAACAAGUAUGGCGUCAUCUACUCCACACCGUUAUCUGAUAAGUUCUUCCAGACCCCAGAAGGCCUGUCGCACGGGAUGCAGAUGGAGCCGGUGGACCUCACCGUGAACAAGCGGAGCUCGCCGCCCUCUGCCGGGAACUCCCCCUCCUCCCUGAAGUUCCAGUCCUUGCACCGGAGGGCCUCGCCGGGGCUGAGCCUGCCCUCGUCCAGCCCACCCGGGAAGAAGUACUCGCCGCCGCCGCCGCCCGGCGUGCAGCCCUUCAGCGUGCCGCUGUCUAUGCCGCCUGUGAUGGCUGCGGCCCUCUCCCGCCACGGCAUCCGGAGCCCCGGCAUCCUGCCCGUCAUCCAGCCUGUUGUCGUGCAGCCCGUCCCCUUCAUGUACACCAGCCACCUCCAGCAGCCGCUCAUGGUCUCCUUGUCGGACGAGAUGGAAAAUUCCAGUAGUAGCAUGCAAGUCCCUGUAAUUGAAUCAUAUGAGAAGCCUCUAUUACAGAAAAAAAUUAAAAUAGAACCUGGGAUCGAACCACAGAGGACAGAUUAUUAUCCUGAAGAAAUGUCACCCCCUUUAAUGAACUCAGUGUCCCCCCCGCAAGCACUGUUACAAGAGAAUCACCCUUCAGUCAUCGUGCAGCCCGGGAAGAGACCUUUACCUGUGGAAUCUCCAGACACCCAGAGGAAGCGGCGGAUACACAGAUGUGAUUAUGAUGGAUGCAACAAAGUAUACACUAAAAGCUCUCACUUGAAAGCACACAGAAGAACACAUACAGGAGAAAAACCCUACAAAUGUACAUGGGAAGGAUGCACAUGGAAAUUUGCUCGGUCUGAUGAACUCACGAGACAUUUCCGAAAACAUACUGGAAUCAAACCCUUCCAGUGUCCAGACUGUGACCGCAGCUUCUCCCGCUCCGACCACCUUGCCCUCCAUAGGAAACGCCACAUGCUCGUUUGAAUGCCUCUAUCUCCCGCCUCAGCGUGGCUCCCACUCUCCCAGCUCUCUCUCUGUCCUCCCUCCCAUUAUCUAACUCAUCUUUUUACAUGUACAUUUUAAUUUUGAUUCAGCUGGUCUGAAUCUCUGAAUUUAUAUCAUUCAAACUUCCAUAUGGUCAGUAGUAAAUAUUCUCUAAUCCUCCCUCUCCUUACCACGGGUCAGACCUAAAGAAUGUGAACACUUUUUUUUUUUUUCUUUUUUUUUUUCCGGGGAUGCUAAGCAAACCCUUCUUAGAGAUAACGUUUAAUGUAAUGAAAACAAGGGAACAUGUAAACUAACAUAACCAAUUGUUUCUCCAUGUAAUCCUCAAAAGAAUGUCAAAGUAAAUGUAUUAGAAAUACAGUAUCCAGCCUGCUGGUCCUUGCCAGAGGCAUCCAGACCUCUGUGCUCUGUGAUCGAGUUUGGUGCUCCACAGCAAAAAGAAGGGUGGAACCUUUCACAGAUGAGCUAGACAUGCAACAGGCUUUCAGACUAGUACAGUCAACUCUUCCAUUGUCCUUCACAGAUCUGGCUUGUCAAUUUGGAUUUAUCGCUUCAUCUAAAUGUACGUCCUUUACCCUCCUUUGUGCCUGCAGCUACUAAGGAGGUCUUUGCCACCACUGGGAGGUGAGCCAGAGCUGCUGAUUUAGGUGGAUGACGUCUAUCAGUUGAGGGGGUGCAUGCUGUACUUGCUAGCGUGGAGUCGGAGCAAAGGGGCAUCAGCAGGGGCAGAGCAAGGCGGGCGAAGGAGGAAGCCAGCCAUUCCUGCUCGCCUAGGGCUUUUCGGUGACAGUUCAUCAUUUGGUUCGCUGGGCAGUACAUUCCCGGAGCUUCAGUCUCUAUGCACGUUCAGCUGUGCGGAACCCUACUGCAAAGCCAGAUACUGAUGGGGUUCUCCAUGCACCUGUCUCUGUUUCUACAAUGUCCUUAAUGUGGAUUACCAAGCAUUGAUAGGGGUGCCACAAAAAUAUUUGCUCAGUAAUGGGAAAAAAUCUUUUGGGUAAGGGUAUGAAUGGUCUUCUUUAAUGGCCUUCUUUUACCCCACCUACUUAACAGCUUUUCUGCAAACAGGGAAACGUUGAGUGGUAAUUGUAUUCCCCUAUCAAAUUAAUCACGGAGGCUUCAUAUGGAGACUUUUCUGUGUGAGCUGUAAGGUGCCAAACUGGCUGUCAUCUGUGUUCAUGACGCAUAUCAUAAAUAAGCAUCUGCUAAUGCUUUAGUAGAUUCCUUCAAUUUAAGACCUGAGUGACACUAUUUGUAAAUAUAAAUAGUUGUGAAGCACACAUACCUUUCUUGGGGGACAGAUUUCUGAAAAAUCUAGAAAACCACAGUUCAGGGAUUCAUAAAUGUAGCUCAAAUUCCCAAAUGUUUACUGUUGGAGCUGGCAAUCUCCUAUCACUAUCAAGUAUCCUGUCAGAAGAACAAACUGAAAAUGACUCGUGUUUAUGUUGAAGAUUAAUAGCACCAUUAUUUAGGGGAAGUUUUUCAAAAGCAGGCUUUUGAGCACUAUAGUGUAAAUGCCAGUAAAAAUAAUUUAUGUGUAGAAAUGCCAUUGGUCCUAAAUUUGAAGAAAGUGGGCGACGGUGGUGUAGUGUGGGUGCAUUUGAGCAAAUGCACCUUCAUCCCUCGAUAAAGGAUGGAGGAGCAGAGAGAAGAAUGGAAUCCUGAACAUUCAUCCCAGCCACAACUCAGGAUCCAACACAACCUUAACUGGGAGGAAUACACUGUUCAAUUGUUUUUAAGACAGUGCAUGAGUGAUUCUGGAGGCCUGCGAAUUGUGUGGGGAGCUUACUUUGAUGGCGCCGUGUUAAUAAAAGUUAGUUGUAGGGACUGCACACCUAAGAGAUCCCGCUCGUAAGCCCUCAGAUCCAACUGAAAGGAGAUGUAGUUGAGAAAUGCAAAGUAAUUUGUUAUUGUGGCACUUGGUUUUUCUUUUUUCUUUUUAAGCACUGCAAAAUUUGUUUAGAAUAUUAAAACAUCCUUAUGAGGCUUUUUUUUUUUUUUUUGCAACUAUGACAUGAAUUGAGGGAUUAAAAAAAAAUGGCUCUUGGAAAAGUAGGUAUUGUCUGUAUUGUAGAUGCUUAGUCACAUUCAUGCCAAAAUGUUUAUUGCUUGAAAUGGUUCUUCCACAGCACACCGAAGAAUUAAGUUGGAGUGCAAAGAACAUUUUUGUUUUAAUGGAGAUAACCAGUUUGUGUGUGUUCUAACCCACCUUGAAGGUGGGAAAAGGGGCAAGAAAGGACAGAAUUGAUCUUUGAAUAAUUAGCUGUGAGUCUGAGUCCAGCUGAUAGAAAGCUUCGUGGGUUCUCAUGAAAUUUGAUGUGUAUGCUAUGGCAUAUUGACAUUUUUUUUUCAGAAAAGCAAGCAAGACCCUGCAAAGACUAUUACAUUACUAUUCAGCUUGCUUAGAUUAUGCUAACAGUUCAUUAACAAAGAUACAUUUCAACCCUGAAAGAAAAGCAACCCAGGAAGCUAUUCUCUGUUCUCAUGCUGGUCUGUAUACUUUAGUUACCAAUUGGCUCUUAACCAAAUUUUCUUUUUUUAUAUAUAUUUGUAUGUUACUAUGAUAGUUGAGAAAUUUAGUCUCUUAGUAAUUUUUAGCUGUUAUUGUGGAAGACCUCCAAUACAAGAUAAGGUACCCUUGAACGUGUGGUUUUAAUGAUAUGCCAUGUUACUAUCAAUGGUGAUUUUAAUUGCAAUAUUUUAAAUUGAUGAGAAUGAUUUGUAAACAUGGAGUUAGUGUUGUGUAAAUUCUGUUUAUUAUAGAAUUUCUUUCAUUAUUAUCCAAGUGUCAUCCUGGGGGAGAAGUCAGAAAAAUUAAAUCUGUAACCAUCAUAUUUUAGAGUUCUAAAGUGUGAAUCUACAUCGCAAAUGGGCAUUAACAUUCUAAAUCGCCUGGUUUUGAGAACGUGUUAGCAGCAUAGAUAGCUAUGUUCAACUAAGGAAAUGCUAAAUAUCAGAAGUUUCAAGAGCCUUAGAACAGAUUUACAGGGGAACUAUAUAUGAAUGUGUAUAUUUUAUUAAACACCCAUCUGCACUAUCAGUGUUGCACUAAUGUGGAAUUUGAAAAACUAUAUUGCUGAUACUGUAUAUCUACACAUCAUUCCUGAUUAGAUUGUUUUAAAGACAAUCUCAGAGGUCUAAGGUUUUAAAAUAAUUUGAUUGGUUUAAAAAUAAUACAGUCAUCUUGAAGGAAUUGCCGUCAUACAUGAAGUUGCUCAGAGUGGCCUUUAUUCUCUUGUUGGUCAAGGUUAACAAGUUCUAAAUGAUUGCAAAUUCACUUAAAUAAUACAUUUACAAAGCCAUUUUACAUGCAUUAAACGAGGGCUACAACAAUAUUAUGUUUUACAAAUACUAGCACUUUUUUUUUUUUUUUUUGCUGUUAUGUACUUAGUGUUAGAGGGUCAAAAUAAUCUUUCUGCUUAGCAUCUCUUAAACCAUACCUGCAAGUAUAGCAGGAUUAUUACAUUUACAGUACUUUAAUACUUGUAUAAACUAUGCAGAAAUUUUUAAUAAAGUGUAAUAUAUUUUAUAAGCUAAUAAGACUGAAUGGGUAAAGGUUUUUAGCAUGCAUUAGUAUACUUGCAAAUACUGAAACAUUUUGGUAAUCUUUCUUACUAAAGAUGUGAAUGUUUAAUGUUCUUUCUCUGUUUCUACUCGGUAGUCCAAUGGGAAUUCAGUAAUGACAUUUUGUCAUGUCAAACUGUGAACAUAAAUUUGUACUGUACAGUCCUCAUAUAUACAGUAUGCAAUAUAUGUAUUAUAUACUUGUUAAUAAAACCAUCAGAAUAUUA
Molecule: messenger RNA, 5683 nt
Organism: Balaenoptera musculus (blue whale)
Lineage: Eukaryota; Metazoa; Chordata; Mammalia; Artiodactyla; Balaenopteridae
Gene: KLF3
Product: Kruppel like factor 3
Exons: 7
Coding region: 831-1871 (346 amino acids)
Biological process (GO): regulation of transcription by RNA polymerase II
Molecular function (GO): RNA polymerase II cis-regulatory region sequence-specific DNA binding; DNA-binding transcription factor activity, RNA polymerase II-specific
Source: RefSeq, a predicted model, not a curated record